AUGCCCGCGAUUCUCGAGAACGCCGCUCAAGGCACUGGAACGGAAGCCCGUUUACCGUUCCCACCAGUCACCAAAUCCCACAUCCUCCACUGCUCAUACCAUUACUGGCACCCACGGUUCCGAACGAUCACACCAAAGGCUCGCCUCAUACCUCUCACAGGGCCUUUCCUCAACUACCUCCGAGCCGACGGCAUCAUACUUCCCGACGACGACGAUUCGCACGAGCCUGAAUGGUCCUCCGACCACGACAGUGGCAUAUACUCAGCUUCGGAGAAUCCUGAUGCACUAGACGACGAAGAUGAAGAGGAAGAUGUGGCUGCAGAGUGGCGACAGGUACAUCAAGCAAUCAGAAGUACGAUUGACGAGCUUGGAGGACGGGUCGUGCCCAAAUUGAAUUGGUCAGCACCCAAGGACGCAACGUGGAUGAAUGCCAACACGAUGGAGUGUCGCACUGCAAACGACGUCUAUCUCCUUCUCAAGAGCUCAGACUUCGUCACGCACGACUUGGAGCAUGCUCUUGAAGAUUGCGUAGAUUCACCAGACUCCACCCUGACCAACGACGACAUACCCUACCAUCUUGUCCUUCGAAAGAGCGUUCCAAGCUGGAAUCCAUCCGUCGAGUUCAGAUGUUUCGUCAGAGAACGCAAGCUGCUCUGCAUCUGUCAGCGAGACCUCAACCACUUCGACUUUCUCUUCAAAAUGCAGGACAAGCUGCGGUCCCUGAUCAACGAGUUCUUCGAAGUUCGAUUGCGAGACUCGUUCCCUGACGAGAGCUUCACGUUCGACGUCUACAUACCGCAACCAUUCAACCGUGUCUGGCUCGUCGAUUUCAACCCAUGGGCACCGCGGACCGAUCCCCUACUAUUCAGCUGGAUGGAAAUCCUGGACAUGCCAGAGCCGGCAGAACCUUCCUCGAACGAGUUUGGAGAAGAAGAGUUUGUGAGGUUGUCGCUCAAUGCUAGGGCCGGAGGCAUGGAGGAGGGCAUUUCGAACGAGGAAGAGGACGAGGACCCGGAGGAUACAUCUGAUGAUGAAGAGGAAGAAGCAGAUGAAGAGCUAUGGCUGCCCGAGCUUCGACUUGUUUUGAAGACGGACCCAGAGGCCUACAACUUCAGCACCCAGCGAUACAGCGCCCAUAAGUUACCAAAGGACGUAGUUGACGCCAGUCAGAGUGGCGAGGGCUUGAGAGAGUUCGCCAGAGAUUGGCAGAAGAUUCUGGAGGAGAGGCAGAGAGAUGAUGCGGCAGCUGAGAGCAGUGGAGAUGACUGA
This is a messenger RNA of Zasmidium cellare ATCC 36951, 1269 nucleotides long. RefSeq lists its product as uncharacterized. The record is from RefSeq and is a predicted model, not a curated record. The transcript has a single exon. The coding region runs from base 1 to 1269 and encodes 422 amino acids. Gene Ontology annotation, cellular component: cytoplasm. NCBI's taxonomy places the organism in Eukaryota, Fungi, Ascomycota, Dothideomycetes, Mycosphaerellales, Mycosphaerellaceae.